Messenger RNA from Erpetoichthys calabaricus (reedfish), 1482 nucleotides. Its product is annotated as von Willebrand factor A domain-containing protein 5A-like. Lineage: Eukaryota; Metazoa; Chordata; Cladistia; Polypteriformes; Polypteridae. The record is from RefSeq and is a predicted model, not a curated record. The transcript has 10 exons. The annotation marks the transcript as partial.
UCAGUGCCUCUGAAGAGUAUUUCAGUGGAGAUUUGGGCCAAGGACUUUAUCGCGGAUGUUGUAUCAUCUCUCGACUAUGAGAACACACAGUCAAACCCUGUGGAGGCUGAGUUUAUCUUUCCCAUCGAAUUUGGAGCUUCUAUCUACGACUUGCAUGUAGACAUUGGCGACACACAGAUCAAGGCCACAAUCAAAGAGAAGCAAGAGGCAAGAAAUGAAUAUGACAAUGCCAUCAGCAGCGGCAUGCAAGCCUUUCUUCUAGAAGAGAGUGAGGAGAGUUCUGAUAUUUUCCAACUCAGGAUUGGCAGCUUGUCCCCGGGUGAGAAAGUAUCAGUGUCCCUGUCGUUUGUUAUGGAGAUGGACGUGCAGGUAGAUGGAGCAAUUCUUCUCCACUUACCCACUUUGCUUUUUCCAAGGUAUACUCCAGAAGGUGUCCAGUCUCUGACCACUGAAAUUCCUUAUGUCCCUGUUGGCUCUGUCCCCUACACCCUGAAUUUAAAUGCCCACCUGGCAUCACUUAAUGGAAUCGCAUCUGUGCAGUCAAACUGUGGCUUGUCUCCUAUUGAAUAUCUAAAUGAGGAGAAGACUGAAGCAAAGAUCUCACUGUCCCCUGGCUUCAAGUUUGACCGUGAUGUGCAGCUCCUGAUCUACUACACCCAGAAGCACAAGCCAACUGCCACUGUGGAAGCUGGACUCAUAUCAGCAGCAUCAGGCUCCUUAAUGGUGGACCCUCUUGUGAUGGUCAGUUUCUUCCCUGAAAUAAAUACUGACCAAAAAUCAAAGUAUGGCGAGUUUAUCUUUUUGGUGGAUUGUUCAGGCAGCAUGCAAGAAAAAAUGAACAAUGACCCCGAAUCUCCUACACGUGGAAAAUGCGUCUAUGACACGAUGAAACUUCUCAUCCAGAGCCUACCGCUUGGCUGCUACUUUAACAUCUACCUAUUUGGUUCAGUUUUUGUAAGGUUUUUUCAUGAAAGUGUGGAGAAUAACAAGAAGAUGAUGGACAUAGCCAUAAAGAACCUAAUUAAAGUUGAAAAAUACUACGGGGGUUCAGAGAUUUUGCCUGCCUUGUGUGACAUCUACAAGAAGACCUGCAGACCUGGAUACCCCAGACAGUUAUUUAUAUUUACAGAUGGAGAAGUUGAAAAUACAAAGUCUGUCACUGAUGAAGUGAAGAAAAAUUCUGCCACCCACAGAUGCUUCACUUUUGGAAUUGGAGAAGGUGCCUCUACAGCUCUAGUCAAAGGCAUAGCAGAAGCAUCGUCAGGUCAUUUCCAGUUCAUUUCAGGGGAAGACAGUCUGCAGUCAAAGGUAAUGCAGAGCCUGGAAUUUGCCUUACAGCCAGCUGUAACCCAAAUUGUCCUCAGAUGGGAUGUUCCAGCUGGUGUGGAGGUGGUCCCUGUGUCUGAAGCUCCAGUCGCCUUAUUUCACAAUCAGAGAUCAGUCUUCUAUGCACAAUUGAAAGGAAAGGUGAGAAAGGACUGA